UUUUUGUCCAGACAUUCUUUCCGUUGUUUGGUUGAACUGCGACUGCUCGGACCGGAUAUUCAUGGUCGACAACGUCAAAGACAGCACGGAUUUUACAAAUUAAAGCUUCACAUUUUGUCCUCUUGUUUUUAACUGAUUUACUGGAAAUAACCAUUUGCCCUACUACUGCUUUUUGGCGUUUCGUGGCUUGCUAGCUUAGUAGCUAGCAAUGAAUCAGUUUGACCACUUGAAAGAUGAUGACACUGGAGACAAUGAAGAUCUGGUGGCCAGCCAAGAAGGGAAGGGCAGUGGUGUCAACAAUCACAACAACAACGUGCGACGAAAGGCCAUUUCCCCAGGGGCUGGGGAACACCCUCUCCAGUACAACUACACCUUUUGGUACUUCCGCCGAACGCCCAGCCGUCCUGCCAACACGCAGAGUUAUGAGCAGAACAUCCGUCAGAUAGGCACGGUGGCCUCGGUGGAGCAGUUCUGGAAGCUUUACAGUCACCUGGUGCGGCCGGGAGACCUGAUUGGCCACAGUGACUUCCACAUCUUCAAGGAGGGCAUCAAGCCCAUGUGGGAGGAUGAAGCCAACAAGAACGGGGGAAAGUGGAUCAUCCGGCUGCGGAAGGGGCUGGCCUCGCGCUUCUGGGAGAACAUCAUUCUGGCCAUGCUGGGGGAGCAGUUCAUGGUGGGAGAGGAGAUCUGCGGUGUCGUGGUGUCUAUUCGCUUCCAGGAGGAUAUCCUAUCAAUCUGGAACAAGACGGCCAAUGACCAAGUGACCACUUCCCGUAUCAGAGACACACUGCGCCGUGUCCUCAAUUUGCCCCCCAACACCAUAAUGGAGUACAAAACCCACAAUGAUAGCCUCAAGGACAAUUCCAGUUUUCGCAACACGAAGAUCGCAUUGUGACAGACCUGAAGGAGACAGACGGGGGGCUGAUGACAAGCAUACAGCCCGAUAUCGCUCUUGCUACUAAUGGACCUUGUCUUAGACCGCUGUGGAAGAUGUAUGGGGUGUGAGUAAGCGUGAGCCAGGGUGCGAGAGGGUGAAAGAGAGUGACUGAGCAAGCAGAGUCAGUGUAUGAGUUCUGCUCUCAGGGGACCUAAAACUUUUCCUCUUACAGGCUGUGUGUCUGUGAAUAGGCAGGGAAUCUUAUUGCUUGAAUUUUGUUUUCAUUUGUAUUUCUGUGACAUUUCUUAGCACGUGUAUAUAUGUAUGCGUGUCGUCCCUAGUGGUUCCUUUGAGAGUUGGUACAUGUUUUAUGUUUGUGUUUUUUAAACUGGUCUUCAGUGUAAACCGGUGGUCAUUCACGUAUUCUCAGAGGUUUAGUACAGAAAAAUGAAGGGUUUUUUUAAAGGAGCAUAAAUUGCUUCGAUGUUGACUGUCUAAACUGGAGUGACAUAGGAGUGAGCUGGGAAAUUUCUCACGCUGAUACCUUAGGCUUGUUUUGACAGGAGUUUUCACGUUAAAGUGCUCAAUAAUGUUUUUAUAGAAGGUUGAAAGAAACUGUGCACAUAUCAAUUUAUUACUGGUUCAUGCAAACAAAAUGGCAUAAUUUUUACUGAAAUUAUGUUUUGUCACAAACACACUACAUUGUUUCUGGUGUUACCUGUACUGACCUCAAGUUGACUGGGAUCUGCCAUUCCUUUCAAGUGAAAAAAGUAUGAACGGGAAACAUACUCUUUUGGCUUACCAUGAUGACAUAAUCAAUAAGGGGUCGCUCAAAUAAUUGAACAGAAUAAAGGAAUGGUAAACAAA
Molecule: messenger RNA, 1744 nt
Organism: Conger conger (European conger)
Lineage: Eukaryota; Metazoa; Chordata; Actinopteri; Anguilliformes; Congridae
Product: eukaryotic translation initiation factor 4E type 2-like
Exons: 7
Coding region: 209-895 (228 amino acids)
Biological process (GO): translational initiation
Cellular component (GO): eukaryotic translation initiation factor 4F complex; cytoplasm
Molecular function (GO): translation initiation factor activity; RNA 7-methylguanosine cap binding
Source: RefSeq, a predicted model, not a curated record